Molecule: messenger RNA, 4900 nt
Organism: Blastomyces gilchristii SLH14081
Lineage: Eukaryota; Fungi; Ascomycota; Eurotiomycetes; Onygenales; Ajellomycetaceae
Product: peptidase family M20/M25/M40 protein, variant
Exons: 6
Coding region: 1280-4336 (1018 amino acids)
Biological process (GO): proteolysis; glutathione catabolic process
Molecular function (GO): protein binding; peptidase activity
Source: RefSeq, a predicted model, not a curated record
GUUUUGGUGCCCCAAACAGUUAGAUGGAGAAACAAUGGACAAAAAGUGCAGCUUGCAUUUCAAUUGCAACCAGCGUGGCACUUCUUCGCGGCAUCAGAUGGGGCCUAUCACAGACAAGCAGAACUUCUGUCGACUCUGAAGGCCACCGGUCAAAAGAAAGCCAGACAAAAAUAAAAAUAUGAAAAUAAAAAGUUGGAUAAAAAUAACCCAGGAAAAAGAAACAUCACAAAGAAGAAAAAUUUUCGAAGCGGUGAGAGAGAGUCGAUACUCACACUUCCCCCUACCACGAUUCUCCGCGACCUUGUGUGUCCGUGUCCCCGGUUAUAAUAUAUCCCGCCCAGUCGAUGCCACCACUCUCACCUCCUAAUUGCAUCAUUUCCGACGCAGAUAAUUCGCGAGGAAUCCCGCAGAUAUAAAUGAAGGCGUGCAAGCAACAUCCGGGAAAAGCCCUCCUAGCACGGCUCUGCUGGGAGACGGAAGCAAGGUUAGUCACUAGAACAAAGAAAGAAAAAGCAAAGAUAUUUCUCUUUCACCCUGUAGAAAGAGAGAAGACGAUGGACGGUGGGUUAUUCCAUGGUGACUCGGUUGCUCCUUUGGCUUCAAUGAACCAAGCCCUAUAUCUAGCGAUUAGUCCCCUCAGUAUAGAAGAGUUGGGGCUGGUGGGCGGAAGAGGUGCAGUUGUUGAGCCUGGAGAAAAAGCGUCUCUUUCUUUUUUUUUCUUUUGCCUUUUUCACUCUUAAUUAAUUAAACCUUUGCUUGCCUAUUCCCGUUUAUCCUGAAGCUAACGUUGUUCUCCUGGUGGUGGUUGUCCACUGUCGAGGUCAAGGCCGAGAAGGAUGUGCAGCCUAGACAUGGCGCGAACGCAGCGAAAGCGUGGUGAGAUUUUUAGCAUUUUUAUUCCUCCUCUUUCUAUGUGCCAACCGGCAUGCCGAAAGGGGAUUUCCUUUUUAACACAAUAUUUCCCUGCAAAAUUUCCGCAAUGUUAUUGCUAUUAUGAUUAUUAUUUGAGACCUUUGUUGUUGUUGAAAUAUGGAGCAAAGGGGAAAGAUGGUGCGCUCCCAUAGUGCUUUUUGUUUGGCGGCAAGUUCCAAACUCGGAGGCGACGACGACGACGCGAAAAAAAAAAAGAACCCUCAACCAUCUGCAAACUGGAACUUCUGCUGGAUAUCCACAAGCAAAAACAACCCACGCCGUCGUUCACUAGAAAUGAUUGGCCUUGGACUGAACAUUCCCAUUGCUUAAUAAUAAAGCCUUCUUUGCAUCCUUAACACACCUGCUAAUGAGCGGAAUCAUGGAUGAUUCAGACUUCGAUGGCCCCUCUGAUAUCGAGCUAGAGCUCAACAGACGGCCCCAAUUUCAACCCCAGCAUAGCUACUGCAACGGAGAGACGCCUCCCGAGGUCCAGAUAAGCAACCAGUGUGGUGUGGGCCAUCGUGUCCAGGCAGUCCGAUCUGUUCUUGCUCUUGUGCUUGACGAGGAGUGUGUGUUUGCGGGGCUCCAGGGGGGCGAUAUUGUUGCUUGGUCACUCGAUACCUAUGAACUGAUCCUAUCUGUGAAGGCUCACCAGGAGAGUGUGCUCGGUUUAUAUCUGUCUGAUGAUGCGAGCCUCCUCUUUUCAAGUGGUGGUGACUCCGUUGUUAAUGUUUGGUCAACGAGGACUUUUGAGCGCCUCUACUCGAUUUACUCGCAUCACGAUGUAGGCGAUCUAUUUACAGUAGUGUACUCAUCCAAUCUCAAAACUGUUUAUUGCGGGGGCCAAAACACGAGCAUUCAAUGGUGUGAUCUGCAACUGGAUACCCCUCCACCGCCGCCAGUUUCUGUGCAUCCGUCAAACAGGAGGCAUCGAUUUUUCGAUUCCAAGGGCCCUGGUGGCAUUGUUACACUAAACCCUGAUGCUGGGGAGGCAGCUGAAAGACUUGGCCAGGGUGGCCAGAGCCUUACCUUCAAGAAAGAUCAGCACAAGCUGUAUGCCCACAAUGGCUAUAUAUAUUGCAUGCUCUUAGUCCGAGGCCUGGAGGAGUGGGCAAAUGGUGAGGAAGUACUUCUGACGGGCUCGGGGGAUGGGUCUGUCAAGCUUUGGGAGCUUGGUAAGUGCCCAGAAGGUUCACUGCUUGAGCUGGGCGAGUUAAAAAAUGGUAGCGAUUCAGUACUCUCUAUUGCUGUCGACGGUGCGUUCCUUUACUGUGGCCUUUCAGGAGGUGCAGUUUACAUCUGGAACCUGGAUUCUCGUCAGAUCAUCAGGAAGCUCACGGCCCACAGUGGGGACCUCUGGGCAAUUGAUGUUGUCGGAAAUGUUACUAUUACUGGUGACUCCUCUGGCAUCAUAAGGAAAUUUAACUCUAGAUUCGAAGAGAUAGGUUCGUGGGCUGCUCACAAAGGGACGAUGCUGGCGUCAGCAGCUGGAGUUUUCAAUAAUAGGCGUAUCUACGCUACUGGUGGCAACGAUAAUACAGUCGCUAUUUGGGAUUUAACAGACCACCCUCAAGAUGUCCAAGAGAUCCCUGCAGUUGGCAAUGAUGAGAUGGUCAAUUGUCUGGCAAAUUUUGUUGCAUUUAAGACAAUAUCUUCGAGACCCAAGUUUGCUGGAGAAUGUAACCAGGGCGCGGCUUUCCUUCGACGUCACUGCAAUUAUUUGGGCGCCAAAACUAAACUUUUGGCGACGGGGCCAGAUACAAAUCCGAUCGUCUUUGCGAGAUUCGAUGCAGCAUCAAAGUCAUCAGCCAGCAAGACUGUUCUAUUUUAUGGACACUAUGACGUUGUCGGUGCGGAUAUGAAUCAUUUGAAAUGGAAUACGGAUCCAUUCCAGCUCACUUCGAUCAAUGGGUUUUUGUAUGGUCGAGGUGUGUCGGAUAACAAGGGCCCGGUUCUCGCUGCUCUAUAUGCUGCUGCAGAGUUAGCCCAGACGAAAAAUUUAAGUUGCAAUGUCGUCUUUUUAAUUGAGGGCGAAGAAGAAUCUGGUUCCCAGGGAUUUGCACAAACGGCUCAGAAACACAAGGAUUUGAUCGGAGAAGUUGACUGGAUCCUCUUGGCAAAUAGUUACUGGCUGGAUGAUCACAUUCCAUGCCUGACAUACGGGCUAAGAGGAGUGGUUCAUGCUAAUUUUGUCGUGACAAGCAGUAACCCAGAUUUACACAGUGGAAUUGAUGGUAGUUCCCUUCUCGAUGAACCAUUGAAGGAUCUCACCAUGCUUCUUGCUACUCUCGUUGGUGCGAGAGGGAAGAUUAAUAUUCCAGGGUUCCAUGACCCCGUCCUUCCCUUGACCGAAGCAGAAAAGAGACGAUACGAUGCAAUUGCCAAAGCUCUACUUCCUCAUCACCCUGAAAUCGAGGACUACGAAGCUUUCACUGACUCCCUAAUGCACCGUUGGCGGGAACCAUCUCUUACAAUCCAUCGGGUAGAGGUCCCAGGCUGCCAAAAUACCUCGACAACUAUAUCGCGAAGAGCGCGAGCAACACUUUCCGUCCGAAUAGUGCCUAACCAGGACGCAGAUAAAGUGGCAGCUGACCUGACGGAGUUUGCACAUGCUCAGUUUGCAAAUUUUGACUCUCAAAACAUAUUGACAGUUGAAAUAGCAGGAAAAGCGGAACCAUGGCUUGGGGACCCUGAGAAUGACAUCUUCAAAUUGCUUUCACGCGCUGUAACCGCAGCAUGGUCUUCUGCCAAGGGAGAUCGUCACUAUAACUACCCACCCGUUAAUCCAUCUAACCAGCUAUCUCGUCGUGAAAUUCUCCGCUCAAACUCAACUGACAGUGUGGCCUCGAAUGUCGGCCGAAUAAUUUCCUCCUCGUCCUCAGCGCCCAAAACUCGCUCAGGACACAGGCUCUCUGCACCUAGCGUUCCGACCUCUUCAACCCUGGCGCACGGCUCUGACCUUGCGGGCACUAAACCUCCCAGUCGACCCCGUGCACCUUGCAGACAUAACGCGUCUUCAUCCGCUUGCGAAGUAACCCCAGUAGCGGCAGCAGAAACAUCCGGACCGCAACCUCAUACACGGAACUCUACAUCAGCAUCUCAUUCUCCGGUAUCUAUUGCGCGCCCCUGCCAAUUCAUCCAACCCAUCUAUAUCCGUGAGGGUGGAUCGAUCCCGACGAUCCGCUAUCUAGAGAAAGAAUUCAAUGCGCCAGCGGCUCACCUACCGUGUGGCCAGGCGAGUGACCAUGCGCACUUGGAUAACGAGCGGCUGAGGGUUGAAAAUCUGUAUAAGAGUCGAGAGAUUAUGACGCGGGUGUUCAGGGAUUUGGGAAAGGAUGGAGCUGGGACUGGUAAUGACGGUACUCUAGACGAGGACGGCAGUGCUAGUAAUGAUAGCGAGGCUGGGGAGGAUUCAGAGGAGUAAGACAGGGAAUGGACUGAGGGAUGGAAUGGAGGAUGAUUGAAGUUGUUGAUGGAGUCAGUUGGUAACCAUCAUGCAUCGGGAUGCCUUCUUCGAUUGAGCACCUUCACCACAGGACCUGACCUCGAUGCUCUACUUUCUGAUACUAUGUUAUUCUUUCUAAUGCUUUUCCUCCCCUAUAAUGUAUUGAUAGAAAUACUUUUUUUUUCCCGCUUGGAGUUGCAUUCUUUCCCCAUCCCUCGUUUGACAUUACCAUAUCCUUUAAUUCGCAUUUCACAUUUGCGGUCUAUUUGCAUUAUUAUCCAUCCCUCUUUCAAAAAUGUCAUUCGCAGGGAACAAAACCACAAAAGUGGGGAACAACACAAAUCAGAAAAUCAAGGGUUAUAUUCGUUACCACAUAUCGUUAUCCUUAUCACAUAUCUAAUACACAUGCAUACAAUGGAACUACAAUGCGACAUGCGACACCGUGUACUCUGUAUAUAUGCAAAGAAACACAAAGAAAAGAUCACAAAGACGCCUCCACGCGAAUCAUACAAAUAAUGCAAAGUAAAACCAACAACCCCCCCC